This is a messenger RNA of Monodelphis domestica (gray short-tailed opossum), 2355 nucleotides long. The record is from RefSeq and is a predicted model, not a curated record. Lineage: Eukaryota; Metazoa; Chordata; Mammalia; Didelphimorphia; Didelphidae.
UAUAUAUAUAUAUAUAUAUUGCUAAUUAUUAAGGAAAAGAUACCGGUAAAGUAUAAGUGGAUGGCUUAUAAUUCCAGUGCAAAGCUAGAGUGACCAGGCCAACUGUACUGGGAGGAAAUUUUAUUCUUACUUUUGCUUCAGAUGUUUUAGGCUUUCAUUAUUAUUACUAUUAUUAUUUUUGUAUUUAUAGGUGACAACGAACUGGGGCUUUGUACUUGUAUCUUCUUUGAUCCAGCAGAUGAGGAUGGAAAGGAACCAGGGGUUUUUAUAACUGAAAUUAUUGAAGGAGGUGCAGUUCACAAACUUGGAUGUAUCCGUGUAUUUGACCAGAUUAUUAAAAUAGGUGACAUCAAUCUAAUUGGAUUGGAUGAAGCAGAAAUCAUCUCUACUUUUAAAAAAAUGGACGAUUCUCCUUUCCAGAUUGAAAUUGGCCGCGAACCACCUGAAGUCAAGUCAGAACUUAUAGUACGCCUCAAGUUGUCAGAGGAAAGGAAGAAAUAUUUUAUGAAUUCACUCAUAGUACAGGAAAAAAUUGGAGAUAUCACUAUUGUGAGAGGACAAGCAAGUAUUUGUACAACUUCAAGAGAACCAUGGUACUGGAUGGCCAGUAACCUGAAAUUUGUUAUUGGGGCACUGAAAAUAUUAAUAGAAGAAGAUCAGGGAUGUAGAAAAGACUUCCAAGCUAUCUUUGAGCAGGCUAACUUUUUUCAAGACAAAUAUAAAGACAUGAACACAUACAAAGUGAAUAUGGAACAGAAACCUGAUGAAUCAGAUAAAGAAGGCACAUUUUUACCAUUGGCCCCAGAAGAAGAAUUAUUACUAGGACAAUUUAAAAUAAAGCCUAAAGAGAUAAAAAAUGAAGAUUUAUCACCAGGGCAAUUAUUAGCCCAAGGGGAUUUCAAUUCAGGUGUGAAAAAUGAGGCACAGAGAAGAUAUUCAGAUAGUUACCUUCCCAGCGGUGACUUCAUGGCUUCUGGCUCUAAAAGCAAUACCAAAGAGACCACAAUAAAAAAAGAAAAAGAAGAAGAUGAAAUAGUAGUGGAGGAAGAGAUUAUUAGCACUGGAAAACCUACAGAGGGAAAGGCUAAAAAGGGAUUUUCCUGGUUCCGCAAUAUCAAAGAACGCAAGCUGUGGAACUUCUUUCAUUUUAAAAAACAUGACAAACAAGUAAAGAAUGUGCACAAGUGGGAAGAAAUUGAUCAAGAGGUAUUGGAAGAUUACUGUCCUUAUUCUACUGAAGCCCCUAAAACAUUGCCAACAGAGUGGACAAAUAUUGAAGUUGGUAAUUGGUUAUGGAGCAUUGGAAUGGAGGAGUAUGUUGUAAAAUUUUAUUGUAAAGGAAUAACUGGUGAAAAACUCCUUACAUUGGACAAUCACUCGCUAAAAGAAAUCGAAGUCAACAAGAAGAAAGACCGCCGGAAAAUACUUAAGGCUAUUAAGAAAGUUAGAGAUUUUUGGGAAAAAAAUCAUUUCGUCUUAUUAUAGAAAUUGAUGGAAAGAAGACACAGAACCAGAAAGAUGGCAAAAAUGGAAAAUGCAAUUACUUUUGUUAUAUUGAAUUUUCAUCAUUUUACUUCUGUUACUUUUGUUAUAUGAACUUUUAAGGGAUUUUACUUCCAUGUUACUUUUGUUAUAUGAACUUUUAAGGGAUUUUACUUCCAUGUUACUUUUGUUAUAUGAACUUUUAAGGGAUUUUAGUUCCAUGUUACUUUUGUUAUAUGAACUUUUAAUCAUUUUAUUACUGUUACUUUUGUUAUUAUUAACUUUUAAUUAUUUCACUUUCAUGUUACAUUUGUUAUAUGAACUUUUAAGGGAUUUUACUUCCAUGUUAUUUUUGUUAUUAUUAACUUUUAAUCAUUUCACUUCUAUGCUACUUUUUUAUAUGAACUUUUAAGGAAUUUACUUCUAUGUUACUUUUGUUAUAUGAACUUUUAAGGAAUUUACUUCCAUGUUACUUUUGUUAUAUGGACUUUUAAUCAUUUUAUUACUGUUACUUUUGUUAUUAUUAACUUUUAAUCAUUUCACUUUCAUGUUACAUUUGUUAUAUGAACCUUUAAGGGAUUUUACUUCCAUGUUACUUUUGUUAUAUGAACUUUUAAGGGAUUUUACUUCCAUGUUAUUUUUGUUAUUGUUAACUUUUAAUCAUUUCAGUUCUAUGUUACUUUUGUCAUAUGAACUUUUAAGGGAUUUUACAUCCAUGUUACUUUUGUUAUAUGAACUUUUAAGGGAUUUUACUUCCAUGUUACUUUUGUUAUAUGAACUUUUAAUCAUUUUAUUACUGUUACUUUUGUUAUCAUUAACUUUUAAUCAUUUCACUUCCAUGUUACUUGUUAUAUGAACUUUUAAUCAUUUUAU